AUGCCGACAACACGUUCCGGGGCAAGUAAAGAGGCUAGUGUGAAUGAAGGAGAUAGCGAUAACGAAGAGUUUGAAGAAACGAUUCUUCAGCAGCCUACAGCAAAUAUGGCUGGGCAACAAUCGCUCGAAAUUCGGCUAACUGAGAUUUUGCGGCAAGUUCAAAGCAUUCAAGAAGAGCUUCGGCAAAGUAGGCAGGUACAGGCGAAUGCGGCUAAUGAUAAUGGAAUUAUUACAACAGCAUCCAGCGUAGUAGGUCAUUCGCAAGGUAGUUCACAACUAGGAUUAACACGCAAGCUAUAUGAUUUGCCAGAGUUUGAAGGGCGUCCAGAGGACUGGCCCAUGUUUAGGGAAACCUUUUUAAUGACCACUGCAGAGUACCAAUAUACUGAUACACAGAAUAUGAUUCGGUUACAAAAGGCAGUUAAAGGAAAGGCUAGGGAAACUAUCGAGUGUCUGUUAAUCCAUAGUAGGAACGUGUCGCAAAUUAUGAAGGUUUUGCAGGAGCGUUUUGGGAAGCCGGAAUUGCUGGUAAAGAGUCAGAUAAAUAAAAUAAGAAAUGUGGCGCCGAUCUCAGAGAGUCGCAUCGAACAGCUUGUGGGAUUUGCGACUAAGGUGCAAAAUCUGUCUUCGUUCCUGCAGGCAGCUGAUUGCGACCACCACUUGUCUAAUCCGACGCUAAUGGAAGAACUCCUGUUGAAGCUGCCCAUACAGAGACGCAUCGAAUGGGCACGUUACGCUUCGUCAAUUGUACCGCGACCAACAAUCUGCCAUUUUAGUGAUUGGUUACAGGAGUUGUCAUCAAUGGUGAACUCGGCCUGCGUAUACUCUAGCUUAGAACCGCGACAAAAUAGACCCGAAGGGCGUUCAAGAUUUUUCCACGCCAACGAGGCUAGUGGUGAAAAUUCUGGGCGAAUUAGGUGUGAGGCAUGUGCAGAUAGGCACGCGAUUACUAAGUGCAGAAGAUUCCUGAACAUGGAGCACGGGGAUAGAUGGCGCCUAGUUCGUCGCAAAAAGCUUUGUUUUAAUUGUCUAAAGGGAAGUCAUCGCAGCAACAACUGUGGUGAAGAACAUGAGUGCGGUGACAGGCACUGUACAAAAAGGUGGCAUGUACUUCUUCACGAGUCCAGUGGCAGAGCACAACAGUGGCAGUCAGCGCCACCGCAGCAAGCGUCGCAGCCGACUUCGCGGUACGCGAUACAGCAAACGUUGGCAUCGACAGCAGAACAGGCGGUUCAGCAGAAACGGGCAGCGCAAGAAGCAGUACAGCAAGUUUUUACAAAUACGGUAGCACCCAGUCCCGCCCCGAAAUUGUUAUUUAAGAUACUUCCAGUGGUAUUGUACGCGCAUGGUAGAAAAGUCAAUAGCUACGCGUUCUUCGACGAAGGGUCCGCCAUAUCCUUAAUGAACCGCGAUCUGGCAACCCGCCUUGAACUGCAGGGAAGCAGUGAUAACUUGACCCUGCAGUGGUUUGGCAGCACGACCGUUACGGAGCGUUCCUGUAGAGUAGACGUUCACAUCUCCGGCGUUGGGCGUAACAGCAGCAAAUUUCUGAUGCGUGAUGUUCGCACGGUUGAAAAUCUUCAGUUGCCAAUGCAGUCGCUUAGCCUGGCAGAUCUUCAUUGUAAAUAUCAACACUUACCGAUCCUACAAUAUAACGAUGCUGUACCAGAACUAUUGAUAGGUUUAGACAACGCACAUCUUGGCAUUCCGAAGCGAACAGCAUACGACGGUAGAAGAGGACACGCAGUAGUGCUGACGAAGCUUGGAUGGGUUAUUUAUGGCACGGCGGGCCCCCUAGCUCCUUACUCGCGGUAUCACACAUUGUUUGCACAAGUCGGCGAGACGGAGAAUAUGACCGACAACAUGGAAAAUCUCGUGAACGAUUUCAUAACUAAUGAGAACAUGGGCGUAAGUACGGCGAAGCAGGUCGAAGCUAAAGACUUGUUAAGAGCGAAGAAAUUAUUGGAAGAAACCACUAAGCGCGACGGGAUUCGAUUCGAAACGGGUUUGCUGUGGAAGCGAGACGACGUGGAGUUGCCGGAGAGCCGAAAGAUGGCCGAAAAUCGAUUUUUUGCGUUAGAAAGGAAGUUCAAGAAGAACGACAACCUGAAGAAAGCAUACGCUGGAAUCAUUUCUGAAUAUCUGGCAAAGGGCUAUUGCCGGAUGCUGAGUAAGGAGGAAGCCGCAACAAUAAUCUCUGGCAAGCGUCCUGAUGAGAAACCGGUUGGAGUGUGCGCUGAUAUUGUGGAAAUGUUCCACCAAGUGAAGAUUCGACACGAAGAUUUGGCAUCGCAACGCUUUUUAUGGAGAUUUGAUCCCGGAGCGCCAAUCGAAGAAUACGUGAUGAAUGUGAUGGUAUUCGGAGCUACUUGUUCGCCCUGCUCAGCGCAGUUCGUCAAGAAUAAAAACGCAGAAGACUUUAAAGAACAGUUUCCAGAGGCUGUAGCGGCGAUCGUAAACAAUCAUUACGUAGAUGAUUUUGUGCAUUGUUUCUCCAGUGAGGAUGAGGCCUUUACGGUGACAAAUCAGGUUGUCCGCAUUCAUAAGCGCGGAGCUUAA
Molecule: messenger RNA, 2559 nt
Organism: Rhagoletis zephyria (snowberry fruit fly)
Lineage: Eukaryota; Metazoa; Arthropoda; Insecta; Diptera; Tephritidae
Source: RefSeq, a predicted model, not a curated record